AAAAAUUGAAAUCGCCGUCGCCUCUCCUCCCGCCUCCCGCUCGCCUCGCCGCUGCUGAAUCCGCUCCGGCCCACCUCGUCGUUGCUCUCUCCGUCCCUGCAGUGCUGGUUUGAAGAGGAAGCAUUCGUAAUACUGAAGUUAUGGGAGAUUCUGUAGAACUUGAAUGUGUAAAACCAGACGCUGCAUUUCAGAUCCAUCGCUUCAAGCAAUCAGCAUAUGCUGCUGCGUUGAGAGCGUUCUGUGCUCAGUCAGACUUUCUCUCAGGGACCAAAGAAGAAUGCCUUGCUGCACUGAGAAAUGAGCUUAAAAUAUUGGAGACUGAACACAGAGAGUAUCUUGUGAAGGCCAGAUCAAAUAAGCAAAUCAAGUCUUUGAGUACUGGCUUGAGCAAAGGAAACACUUGCAAUACUGAAGUAAUGAAGGAUACUCCAGAUCUUGCAUGUGUACUACCAGAUGCUGAAGAUACUGUAUUUCAGAUUCACUGCUUGGAGCGAUCAGCAUAUGCGUCUGUGUUAAGAGCUUUCUGUGCCGUGACAAACUACCUCUCAUGGUUACAGGUCAAGCUUCUUACUAAACUGAGAAAUGAACUUAGAAUAUCGCACAUGGAGCAUAAAGAAGUUCUUGUGAAGGUCAGUUCAGAUGAGCAUAUCAAAUCUUUGAGGAAAUUUAGUUUGGCAAACUUUUCUAUUUUUACGAGGAUGGAUCCUGCUUUUGAUGUGCAUGAUGUGGUUCAUGAUAAGAUUGGCUCAACUGGACAGGUCUCCACUUCAUCCACGAGCUGCCUCAGUUUGGCUCAGCAAUCACCAAUAUCAGAGCGUUCAAUGUCCUCUGCAAGGGACAUUGGGAUAUCAGAUAGCUCUAACAGGGCCAAAGAAGGACAUUUUUUUGAAACCCAUGCAGUGGUGUCGGCUAAAAGGUUGAAAUCUGUAAACGGGCGUGCACUAGCAUUAUUAAAAUCCUCCCCUUCUUCUGAACAGUUACCAGUGGCAGUUUCUGCGGUGGUGGUGAAAGGUUUCACAGAUGACACACUUGAUAGUGAGACCUUGUCCUGUGAAGUGAAGUCUGGUUGUAUUUCAUCUCCCAUUUUUCAAGAGCACAGCCAAUCAAAUGCUGGUCAUGUUCCUUCAUGUGUUGAUCGUGAUAGGCAAAAAUCAGGGAAAAGGAAAACUGUAGUGCCUGCGAUGAGGGGAUCUAAGAGUCUGUGUGUUAUGGGCAGAAAAUAUGGGAUUAAGUAUCAGAGGCACAGGAAUAAGGACUCAGAUUUGGAACAUGGUUCUGAAAGAAUUAAGCUUUGCCUAACUGCUAGCCUUCUAAACAAGGUUGAAAAACUAUUUAGAGAAAAUCCAGAUCCAGCUAAUUUAGAGACAGCAAAGUCAAUACUCAAAGCCCAAGAAAAGGAUCUUUUGGAUGCACUUGUUAAACUUUCUGAAGUAUCAUAUGGUGUGGCAUAUUUCAGUGCUAACGGUCAGCCGGCCAACCUCAACAAGCACGGCGAAGGCAAGGGCGACGAGGAGGUGCCGCCAAAGCCGGUGAGUUCAAGCGACGAGGCACCGCCUGAGACGAAGCUGGGGGACAGUGGAGAAGAAAACAAGAUCAAGAUCCAGGGCGUUGCUGCCACGGCGUUGUCCCCUUCAUCGACGACCCCGGCGCCGAGCAAGAAGCGGUUCCGUACCAAGUUCACGGCGGAGUAGAAGGAGCGGAUGCGGGAGUUCACGCACCGCGUCGGGUGGAGCAUCCACAAGCCCGACGCCGACGCCGUCGACGCCUUGUGCGCCCAAGUCGGCGUCUCACGGCACA
Messenger RNA from Phragmites australis (common reed), 1797 nucleotides. Its product is annotated as protein EMSY-LIKE 1-like. The record is from RefSeq and is a predicted model, not a curated record. Gene Ontology annotation, biological process: defense response to fungus. NCBI's taxonomy places the organism in Eukaryota, Viridiplantae, Streptophyta, Magnoliopsida, Poales, Poaceae. Bases 141 to 1691 code for a protein of 516 amino acids. The transcript has 11 exons.